GGUCAGUUCCAAACCGCCAAUUACGGUACGCUGUUCCGCGAGACACCGAUAGUUCUCGCUGCCGGAGUCAUAAACUCAUCUUCAAUAUAUUUAUUGAAAAGGACAAUCAGCAAAAGAAAAUCGCUUGCCCCGCCCGACGGAAUCCGAAAGUGGACGACUUCCCUGGUUUUCCUUGCACGCUUAAAAGUGGGAACCCUCACGACCGGUCCUCGAGGAACAAAACGUUUUCUUUGAUAAAGAUCGACAAUGAAGGCAUCGUCUUCCAUUCUGGCUCUUAAAAGAUGUGUUUUUUGCUAGUGUUCUUUGUUAGGUUUAUACAGAGCGUAGACGACGAUUCAGGCGAUUUCUAGGGCUUGGUUUUUAGUUCGUUUUAUUUGGGUUAGUUAGUUACUGCCAUGAGGAUUACUGAACUGGAGGGAGGAGGUUUGGAGAAGUGUGAUGAGAAUGAAAUCGUGACGGUUUGCGCGAAGAGAGUGCUGGUUGGAGCAGGGGCGAGGGUUCUUUUCUACCCGACCCUUCUGUACAAUGUCAUCCGCAAUAAGUUUCAGGCUGAAUUUCGUUGGUGGGACGAAGUUGAUCAGCAUCUUUUGCUUGGUGCUGUUCCUUUUCCAAAAGACGUUCUUCAUUUACAGGAGCUUGGAGUUCGUGGUGUUGUUACUCUUAAUGAACCAUAUGAGACGUUGGUACCUUCAUCUCUCUAUAAAGCUCAUGGAAUUGAUCACCUUGUGAUUCCCACCAGAGAUUACCUCUUUGCUCCUUCAGUUGUCGACAUCUCCAGGGCUGUCAAUUUCAUUCACAGGAAUGCCUCCUCUGGCAGAAGUACUUAUGUUCAUUGUAAGGCCGGAAGAGGACGUAGUACCACUAUUGUUUUAUGCUAUUUGAUAAAAUAUAAGAACAUGACACCUACUGAUGCCUUCGAACAUGUUCGAUCCAAAAGGCCUCGAGUGCUUUUAGCUCCAUCGCAAUGGCAGGCGGUUCAAGAAUUUGGAAAGCGCAAGACACAAUUUCCUCCACUUUCACGGAAAUGUUCCACCGCGAGCGACGCCAUCCUGAUAACUGAAGCUGAUAUUCAAGGUUAUAAAACCAACGAGGAUUGCUUUGAAAAUCAGGCGAUUAUACUGCACUCCCCGGCAAAAUUUAAGCCGCCAGUCCUCUCGCAGCUGGGUUUCACAAUAGGAGAUGAGGUUUUGAUCACAUACGAAGAUUUGGAAGGCUAUGACAGCAUCGCCGACGAAGCUUCUGAAGAUCGAAGAAACAAAAUUGCAGGCGCCGGCCGGCCUAUGGUUUCGAAGCUUUCCUGCUUCUUUUCAACGCUCAAAAUUUCACCCAGCAGCCUUUUCCCUUCUAACCGGCUCCAAGAAGUCCAAGCUUGCUAGCUUUAUUUUAUAUUUAGCAGUUUGGUUGGGCAUUUUUUUUUUGUCCAUGGAGUUGUUGGAAAGGAAGAGUGCAAAAAAAUUAUCUUUUUUUCAAAUUGUAUGUUUUCAUCAAGAGAUUUGGAUUUUCCAGGAAGUAAGAACAAUAAAUGUUGUUAUUAUGCGUCUAAUUAUUGAUGCAUGUUGUGUUAAUCAUGUGGUUAGUUUUAGUUGAUAUUUUUAUGUUGAA
Molecule: messenger RNA, 1602 nt
Organism: Phalaenopsis equestris
Lineage: Eukaryota; Viridiplantae; Streptophyta; Magnoliopsida; Asparagales; Orchidaceae
Product: putative dual specificity protein phosphatase DSP8
Exons: 6
Coding region: 396-1376 (326 amino acids)
Biological process (GO): protein dephosphorylation
Molecular function (GO): phosphatidylinositol-4,5-bisphosphate 5-phosphatase activity; protein tyrosine/serine/threonine phosphatase activity
Source: RefSeq, a predicted model, not a curated record